UUAAAAACUUUCAGGUGGCGCUUCUUCAAGAUCAAAAGUAAUCCGUGGAAAUCGAGUGUGAAGGUGGGAAAUGUCCAAUUUUAAGAUGAUAAUAGGUCGCUUUGCCGGCCUAGCAAAUAAUAUAAAGUUACGAAACACCCAAUUAGCAUUUAUUUCUAUCGCUAAACGUUCUAUAUGUAGCAAACAGAUGAGAGAUAUUAAUUAUGUUAGACCUAAACCUUGGCCGUACGAGACGAAAAAAUAUAAGUUUUGGCACGGUUGGAUUGAUAAUACAAUGGAUAGAUUCGAUGAAAAUACUAAAAUAAUCGUUGUAGACGGUCCCAUUGCAGCUGGAAAGUCGACAUUUGCUUCCUCUCUCGCUGAUGAACUCGAUAUGAAAUACUUUCCAGAACCGACCAUGGACCGUCUUUAUAUUAACAAAUACGGCUACGACCUAAGACAAUUAGAUGAUAAAUUACCUCCUCGUUGCAGAAGUUUUGAUGUUAAGAAAUUCUACGAAGAUCCUACUAAUAGUAAUGUUGCCAAGUUUCAGAUUUCUAUGUAUGCCCUGAGAUUUGAACAGUAUCUGGAUGCUAUGGCUCAUUUACUCAAUACUGGUCAAGGAGUAGUACUAGAUCGCUCCAUAUUUAGUGAUGUUGUUUUUAUGGAAACCAUGUAUAAAUUUGGUUAUUUAAGUAAGCCAUUUCGAGAAUACUAUUACGAAUGCCAGGAUUCUACCUUAUGUGAACUUUUGCGGCCUCACUUGAUAAUAUAUUUAGAUGUUCCGGUACCCCUUCUAAAAGACAGAAUUAAAAAAAGAAAUCGUCCAUAUGAAGUUAACUCUAAGGUUCUUACAAAUGAAUACUUAAGUACCAUGGAAGAUUAUUACAAACAUACAUUUUUAAAGGAUUUCAGUAUUCAUUCAGAAUUAUUAAUAUAUGAUUGGAGUAAUUUUGGAGAUGUGGAAGUAAUUGUAGAAGACAUUGAACGAAUUGAUUUUGAUUCACUCCGUGAGGAUAAAAAGUUUAAAGAUUGGAGAGUAUCAGAGAAAUGGGAAUGGAAUAACUUACGUAGAAGAGUGACGAAUCAAAAACGAAAGCUGUUCUUUCUUUUAAAUAAUCCUAAAUUGGAUUGUCCAGAAUUAUUUUUAACUGCGGAAGAAACAAGUGCAAUGAAAGAUGUGAUGAGAACUGCACCUGGAGAAAAGUAUGAGCCAGGAUUCAAUGCCAGUCAAGGAGACAAAGGAAUCUGGUUUAAGAGUUCGAAAAAUUACAGAGAUGUGAAACUAACAUAUUGGCAUGAUUAAUUUCAUUUCUCUUUACAAAUUAUAAAAGUAUAAAUGUCAGAGAGGAAAAAUAGAACUGUAUUAGUUAAUUUAUAUGGAAAAAAAAUAAAAAAAAGUGUUACAUAUA
This is a messenger RNA of Centruroides sculpturatus (bark scorpion), 1391 nucleotides long. Its product is annotated as NADH dehydrogenase [ubiquinone] 1 alpha subcomplex subunit 10, mitochondrial-like. The transcript is spliced from 8 exons. The coding region runs from base 71 to 1285 and encodes 404 amino acids. The record is from RefSeq and is a predicted model, not a curated record. Gene Ontology annotation, biological process: mitochondrial electron transport, NADH to ubiquinone. Lineage: Eukaryota; Metazoa; Arthropoda; Arachnida; Scorpiones; Buthidae. Gene Ontology annotation, cellular component: cytoplasm.